Humulus lupulus (European hop) is the source of this 456-nucleotide messenger RNA. RefSeq lists its product as uncharacterized. NCBI's taxonomy places the organism in Eukaryota, Viridiplantae, Streptophyta, Magnoliopsida, Rosales, Cannabaceae. Bases 1 to 456 code for a protein of 151 amino acids. The record is from RefSeq and is a predicted model, not a curated record. The transcript has 3 exons.
AUGAAUGAAGCUAUUGCCAUGAUAAGAGCGUGCAUGAUUGCCUUACAAGAUCGACAGAAGAGCUAUGCUGAUCCUAAGCAUAGGUAUGUUGAGUUCCAAGUGGGAAAUCAUGUAUUUCUACGUAUUUCGCCUAUGAAAGUAAUUAAGAGAUUCGGCAAGAAAGGAAAGUUAUGCCCUCGAUUUGUUGGACCAUUCGAGAUUUUAGAGAGAAUUGUAGAAGUGGCUUAUAGUUAUGAGGCAUUGGAUAUGCAACAAGACCUAUCAUAUGAAGAAAAACCAAUAAAGAUUCUUGAUAAGAAGGAAAAAGAAUUACGGAAUAAGAUGAUCAGGUUAGUUAAGGUCCUUUGGAAAAAUGGCUCUGCAAAAGAUGCAACGUGGGAGUUGGAAACUGAUAUGAUGGAGCAAUACCCACAGUUGUUCAGAUAUGCUGAAGAGAGGGCGACGACAGGUGACUGA